AAUAAUUCAAUCAAGCAUGCCCAUAUCUUAACAGGAAGUAACAUUUUAGUCAAAUCUGAAUUUCUAGAUUUUCACCAUUUAGAUCCUGUUGGAAACCGUUUUUGUGAUACGGAGAGCCAAGGACUACACACUUCCAGUUUUGCAUGAUGAAAAAUAAGAGUGUUACCAUUCCAAUACUAGUUUGAGGAUAGCUGAAACUAGUGAGAGGCUUAAAGCGUUUAGAGGGAAAGAGAACAAAAACAGGAAAAAGUCAGUGACAGGUUGUCAAAUAUGGCUUCCCAAACAAAUAGUCCAUCGCGACUGCAUAAAGCAAAUGAUGUUUGUAUGAACUUUCUGGACUCCAUUCAGUCAUAUAUUGUGGAAGCUGCAUAUUUUAUGUUUUUCUUGGCACGUCACAUGUCGUUACCACUUUUCCAGGAAUACGUAAGAACGGAAACCUACAAACAGAGACAUUUAAAUCCUAGAGAUAUUGAUAUAGAUAGUAAACCUGUGAAUGAAACAGAUCAGUAUCAUGAUGCCCAGAGGGAGUCAACGGUCAGUAUACUGAGUCUCCAGAUAGCAGAGGGCUUGCCAGCCGUUAUUGCAGUAAUUAUACUAGGUGCACUCAGUGACAGGACUGGUCGUCGUAAGAUACUGUUAUGGCUUCCUGCACUUGGAAGCACUAUUUAUUGCUUGAUAUACAUUUUGAUACAGUACACCGGAUGGUCUCUAGAUGGCCUUUUCAUGGCAUCUGCAGUAAGAGGUCUGAGCGGAAGUAUGACAGCAUUUCUUGCUGGUGGAUCUUACUAUGCUAUUAACGUUGUCAAACCUCAUCAGAGGUCCAGUCGAUUGGCUCUUCAAGAACUUUUAAAUGGUGCCGCCUAUGCCCUUGCAAAUAUUAUGGCUGGGUUUUGGGUGGAAUCUAGUGGGUACCUGUUUUUGCAACCCUUCUGGUUUUGCUUUAUAUGCAGUGUAAUAUCAUUCUUGCUCUCCUUUUUCUUGGUAAAAGAGAUAGAGCCAAACAGAUCACCAAGAAGAGAUAUUUCGGGAAAUUGUUGUAUAGAUACAUUUGGACCUAUGGGCAGAUUUUUCAAAUGUAGAGGCAACUUAAAGCUUGUUCGUAUAUGGUUAGCUAUUUUAGCUUUCCAGAGCUAUGCUAUCGUGCACCUAGGCCAGAUUAAUACCCUUGUCCUGUAUCUGCUAGGCCAGCCAAUGGCUUGGCCUGUAAACAAGAUAGGCGUGUUCUUGUCUGUUGCGAUGGCAUGCGCAGCCAUAAGCACUGGUAUGGUGCCUCCAUUCCUGAGGAACUAUGUAACCGACGUACACAUUGCAUUUGCUGGAUUCUUGUCAAAAGCCCUUGGAACUAUGUGGAUUGCAGUGGUACAGAAUGAUACAGUCAUUUACUUCGGUAUAUUGCUGUUAGUGUUAGAGCUGUUACCAUUCCCAAUGAUGAGGGCAAUAGUUGCCAAAGACAUAGCACCCUCAGAGCAGGGUUCACUGUUUGCACUGAUGCAUUGUGGGGAGAGCAUAUCGUACUUCCUAGCUCCUCUGAUGUUCCAGGCAAUCUAUGCGGACACGCUUCAUUAUUAUGCAGGUUUUGUGUUCGUCAUUUCGGUCAUUCUACUUGUCAUUCCAGUAGGAUUUACUAUAGGUAUUCGUUUCAUUGAUAAGCGCUUGCCAGAAGAAGAGCCAUAUGAAACUAUGGAUGGGGAAAGUGAGCUUCUUCCAAAUGAAGCUAUACCAGAUGGUACCCAGCCUCCAAAUUCAACUGAACCAGUCACACGUGUAAUGACUACUUCUCUCAGUGGGAGCCAACCAGCCAUCAGUGUUAUAGGAGAUAAAGUUUGAUAGUUGCAAGCCUUUGUAGUUAGAGGAGUCAGUUCAACCUGUGAUGACUUGUCUCAGUGGGAACCAGCCAGCUAUUAGUGCAGUAGGAGUCCAAAGUCAUCAUUAUUACAAUUCGAGUUUUCAGUUAAUUUUGUUAUAUUGUAAUAUUGUCUGGUAAACGUAUGGUAACAUUUUGCA
Mercenaria mercenaria is the source of this 2004-nucleotide messenger RNA. RefSeq names its product proton-coupled folate transporter-like. NCBI's taxonomy places the organism in Eukaryota, Metazoa, Mollusca, Bivalvia, Venerida, Veneridae. The transcript has 5 exons. Gene Ontology annotation, cellular component: membrane. The record is from RefSeq and is a predicted model, not a curated record. Bases 271 to 1827 code for a protein of 518 amino acids. Gene Ontology annotation, biological process: transmembrane transport. Gene Ontology annotation, molecular function: transmembrane transporter activity.